AGAUUUGAAGUUAAGAGAAAGAAAGAAGGGAAAAGAGUGAACGAGAAAGUUGUAUUCUGUUUAAUCGGUUACCCUUUUCCCUCCCUUGGCGGUUUAAGUAUCUCUCCUUCUUUCUUUCUUUCUUUCUUCGCUUUUCAACCAAUAAACAAAACAACGAACCCUAAUGAUUCCAAAAACCGACGUAGAGCAGGGUGGUGGCAGUGCCGCCGCCGCCGGUGCCGGUGCCGGAGAGAGGCCUUUGUAUCCGAUGAUGCUCGAGAGCCCGCAGCUACGGUGGUCCUUCAUACGCAAGGUGUACUGUAUAAUCGCCUUCCAGCUUCUGAUCACAAUCGCCGUGGCCUCCGUCGUGGUCUUCGUUCGUCCAAUUGCGCACUUCUUCGUCGGUUCCACCGCCGGCCUCGCUCUCUACAUCGUUCUGCUCAUCGCUCCUUUCAUAACGUUGUGCCCGCUUUUUUAUUACCACAAGAGACACCCUAUCAAUUACAUCCUCCUCUUCAUUUUCACCGUUACUAUUUCUUUCGCCAUUGGACUCACUUGUGCUUUUACUAGCGGGAAAGUCAUUCUAGAAUCUGUGAUAUUGACUACUACAGUAGUGAUCGGCUUGACUCUCUACACAUUCUGGGCUGCAAGGAGAGGCCAUGAUUUCAGUUUCCUCGGCCCCUUCUUGUUCGGAGCUUUGCUAGUUCUUAUGGUCUUUGCCCUCAUUCAGAUUCUGUUUCCACUUGGUAAGAUUUCAAUGAUGAUCUAUGGUUGCGUGGCCUCAAUCAUAUUCUGUGGAUACAUAGUAUAUGACACAGACAACCUUAUCAAGAGGUUCACCUAUGACGAAUACAUAUGGGCUUCAGUCUCCUUGUAUCUAGACAUCGUCAACCUCUUCAUGUCUCUGCUUACUGUUUUUAGAGCUGCUGAAUGAGUAUAUAUAGUUGCAGCAGCAUGCGCUUCACUGCUUGGUACAUGUCUGUUAUUUUCCAUGUUAAUGGUCAAUUUAAACGCUACUGAUGAAUAGUUAGUUUAGACAAUAGAAUUUUGCACUGGUUGUAAAAAUAUUUAGGAUUGUUAACCUUGCUUGUGGUUUUUCUCUUUCUUAUGCUUUAACGCGUUCUUGGAGUAUUUUGAAAGAAA
This is a messenger RNA of Arachis ipaensis, 1122 nucleotides long. RefSeq names its product protein LIFEGUARD 4. The record is from RefSeq and is a predicted model, not a curated record. NCBI's taxonomy places the organism in Eukaryota, Viridiplantae, Streptophyta, Magnoliopsida, Fabales, Fabaceae. Gene Ontology annotation, cellular component: membrane.